Messenger RNA from Porites evermanni, 1365 nucleotides. The record is from the annotation of a GenBank genome assembly. Lineage: Eukaryota; Metazoa; Cnidaria; Anthozoa; Scleractinia; Poritidae.
AUGAGCAUCCUCCAAAAUGGAAAAAUUCCAAGAUUUUGGGGGGAGGAAGUUGUUCAGGAAACCUUCUCAAGAGCAGCAGCAUCCCCUUGUAUUGGAUACUUGAGGGAAGGACUAUCCAAACUAGGGAUAUACCAGGUAGAAAACUAACAUGCUACGACUAGAUGUAAUUACUUUAUUUAAGGGAAAAGAACUUCAGCUACAGUGAGUUAACAUCGCAUAAAGCAGCUAAAAUGUUUUCACACAUNAAAUAUCAAUCAGUGAAAAUAAAAGAAAUUUAUGGUAAGACUGGGUUACUAGCGGCAAAGAGCUGUAUAUACUUACAUUAGUUCUUCUUGCACUGAAUUUACGGCCGCCAUUUUGAAUCAGCAGCCAUGAAUGGCACUUGUUUCCAAGAUCCAAUAGGAGGGCCUGACUCCAGAAAACGAGAGCACUCAGUCUUCACUGAAGGUUCCAAUAUUUCUGUUGCAGCACAGCAGCCUGUUAAUGUACAUAGAGCAUCCAGUCCGCAGUCUUCUUAGAGUACAUCCCUGCAGUGUCAUGUACAGUCUAACUCCAGCCCGGUCUUCUUCUAAAUGUAAACCAUAAUUAAAUUUUUUGGGCUUCCAUUUAUCCAAAGUUACAUUUUACCUUUUUGAAGGUGUCACUAAGAUGGUGUGACAAUGCCAAACCCUCAAAUGAUCUUGCUUUUAUGCCACAUUUGCUAGCAACAGGGAUGAGCAUCCUCCAAAAUGGAAAAAUUCCAAGAUUUUGGGGGGAGGAAGUUGUUCAGGAAACCUUCUCAAGAGCAGCAGCAUCCCCUUGUAUUGGAUACUUGAGGGAAGGACUAUCCAAACUAGGGAUAUACCAGGUAGAAAACUAACAUGCUACGACUAGAUGUAAUUACUUUAUUUAAGGGAAAAGAACUUCAGCUACAGUGAGUUAACAUCGCAUAAAGCAGCUAAAAUGUUUUCACACAUCCUUCGUAUGAGCAAGAAGGAAUUCAUGAUUCAUGGCAGAUUAUUACAGGAUUAUUUGAGUCAGGGAAAGGUGAUGGUGCUAAGGGCUGUAAAAAGACCUAUUAUCAGAGAUAAAGUGUUCACUGUAACUUCUACCUACAAUCACCUUUGUUUGGCUGGUCAGGGAAAUUUCAAAAGUCAGGAAAACUGGCUAUGAUUUACUUAACCUUUUACAGAUUAGGUUAAUAUUGUAGUUUGGGCAUUACUUUCUCAGAGGCAGAGUGUUGUGCUAUAAUUUUCAUUGAAGCACAAGACGAAUUUGACUGACCUAACACUAUUAAUGAUUUUCCUUUUUUAUUAGCCUGGAAGCCGUACACGCAUAUUCAUUCACUUGCUGCGGCAAAACCCAGCUAGAAUAAUAUCACCUUAA